Molecule: messenger RNA, 1424 nt
Organism: Zingiber officinale
Lineage: Eukaryota; Viridiplantae; Streptophyta; Magnoliopsida; Zingiberales; Zingiberaceae
Product: zinc finger protein WIP2-like
Exons: 2
Coding region: 216-1286 (356 amino acids)
Biological process (GO): anatomical structure development; regulation of gene expression
Cellular component (GO): nucleus
Molecular function (GO): DNA-binding transcription factor activity
Source: RefSeq, a predicted model, not a curated record
UCCAGGCUCUUAUCUCCUCCUCACCCCCAUUUUUACUGCCCUUCUAUUUUCUACUGAAUUCAGCAAUAUAUAUGCAUAUAUACUAUUCCUCUCCGCCGCUCAUGCUUCCAUUAAUUAUCAGCCUUAUUUAAUGUCUUUUUAUUCCCCUCCCUUUCAGACACUGUGAUCAUCUAACAGAUCUUAGUGCUGCCUUACACCUUCUCUUUGAUCAAGCCAUGGCAGAUCCCUACACUAAUUUCUUGAAGGUGCUUUUCCAAACCCACCAUCCUUUCUCCUCGAACCCCGGCCAUCAUCUUCUUCCCCAGACUCAGACACAGACUCCCUCUCCUCCUCCUCCUCCUCCUCCUCCUCCUCCUCCUCCUCCUCCUCUGAGGGAGGCACUGCCCCUCCUCAGGCUCAGCCCAAGGAGGCCACGAGAGAGGGAGGAUACGUAUCGCUCCUCUUCUAGUGCCUUAAUUGAUGAAGGUGGAUUAGCUACUGGUGGUGUUGGUGGAGAUGAUGAUGCUGUCACUGUUGCUCUCCACAUAGGCCCUCCCAGCCCAGCUGCAGUUGACUUUUUAUCGACGAUCUCUUCGAACGUAGAUCAGAAUCUACAGAAAAAUAAUAGCUACUACACUAGUAUUGGUGGGGAUCAGAACGAGGGAGAAGGCGAUGGUGGUGGCGAUGAGAAUGUACUGGUGGUUCCUAUAGGUUAUCCUUCCAAUCCCAUUGGCAGGAUCAACAAGGGGCAGUAUUGGAUUCCCACCCCAUCUCAAAUCCUUAUCGGUCCCACGCAGUUCUCUUGCCCAGUCUGCUACAAAACUUUCAAUAGAUACAACAACAUGCAGAUGCAUAUGUGGGGUCAUGGAUCUCAGUAUCGGAAGGGACCAGAGUCGCUGCGGGGGAUCCAGCCGACGGCAAUGCUCCGGCUUCCAUGCUACUGCUGCGCGGCCGGAUGCCCCAACAACAUCGACCACCCGCGGUCAAAGCCGCUCAAGGACUUCCGAACCCUGCAGACGCACUACAAGCGGAAGCACGGCAUCAAGCCCUUCAUGUGCUGCAAGUGUGGCAAGGCUUUCGCUGUGCGCGGUGACUGGCGGACUCACGAGAAGAACUGCGGCAAGCUGUGGUACUGCAUCUGCGGCUCCGACUUCAAACACAAACGAUCGCUCAAGGACCACAUCAAGUCCUUCGGCUGCGGCCACGCUCCCUUCGGCGGCGGAGACGAUGGAUGCUCUGCGGGACUGGACGAGGACGACGAGCCAUUAUCGGAGAUCGAGCAAGACCACGAGAUCAGGAUCCGGUAAGUAUGUAUGGAUCUCGUAUGCAUGCAUGUUCAAAUUCUAGCUUAAUUUCAAUUGCUACGAGCAAAAGAGUGUGAUGAGAGUUAUAACUAGUGAACUUUAAAUUAAUGUUCCUUAAGCUAUAUAUAUUUUUUAGUUGAU